Messenger RNA from Trichoplax adhaerens, 726 nucleotides. RefSeq lists its product as uncharacterized. Bases 1 to 726 code for a protein of 241 amino acids. The record is from RefSeq and is a predicted model, not a curated record. NCBI's taxonomy places the organism in Eukaryota, Metazoa, Placozoa, Uniplacotomia, Trichoplacea, Trichoplacidae. The transcript is spliced from 2 exons.
AUGCACCGUCAAAAUUACCCACUCUCAGUGUCUGCUGGAGGAAGACGAUCCCACGGUCCUUUGGUACUUUGUGGAGAAAGAUGCCAUGUUAGGCGUAAAGCCAGCACCCACAGGACAAAAUCAGAAUUAACAACAACAACUUUAAACCUUUCGCAAAAUGUAUUAAGAUCGACUAGGGGGAAAGUUAAAGAGGAACAAGAUCGCAAUGGGGGCUUGAAUGACUCAAUGCAAAACGAGGAAAUUUACGUUAAAGCCUUAGUUAAUAAAAUCGACGAAAUGUUAGCUGAAUCAUCACCGAGAGAUACAUUUAAAUCUAAUCAGAUAAAUUUUAAUGUUAAUGAAUCUAAUCAGAUAGACAACACGAUUAUAAAUUCGUCAGAGUUUACAACGACGCCUAGCGUGUGCGGAUACAAUAAAACAAGCUAUACAGACACUGAUAUUAAGAGUAUCAGUAAUUUUUCUAAUGAAGAAUAUACUAGCCCUUACGAAGGAAUACUUACGAAACUGAAAUUGAAACAGCUUAAACUAGAAGAAUCGAGUCUUUUGAAAAGGAAAGAAAUUAUUGAGAAAGAAAUGAAUAGACCGCCAAAAUCUAAAUGGUAUGAGAGUAAAGGAAUUGAUUUUCAUGUUGAAUCUCGGCUAAACAGCUCAAGACUAUCAAAAAGCCUUGACAGUGGCACAACAAAUAAUUCUACAUUGUUGGCUUAUUCUCAAGACUUUAUUUAG